Messenger RNA from Anopheles marshallii, 1530 nucleotides. RefSeq lists its product as uncharacterized. The coding region runs from base 1 to 1530 and encodes 509 amino acids. Lineage: Eukaryota; Metazoa; Arthropoda; Insecta; Diptera; Culicidae. The transcript is spliced from 3 exons. The record is from RefSeq and is a predicted model, not a curated record.
AUGAGUCAAACCGUUGCCGAUAGUGCCGCUCCACCAAAUCACGUUGAAAAGAAAAGCCAUCGGAUUCAAGUUAGGCUACCACCUCCGAAUUUUAGUCAAGCUGAGCUACACACCAAUGAGAGAAAUGCCUCCAAAGAGACUCCACAAUCCAACAUUUGUGAAACUCAACAAGUGGGCAUCUUAAGAGGUUUAUCGGCUUAUACGAAACCGUAUCAAGAGCGUGACGACAUCUUAAAACAUCUCGCGGCCGCUUAUUUGUUUACUAUUCUCAAGUCACCGCAGAACUGGAUACCAGAAACGUUUACGGAUAUUGUUGAGCUCGAGUCCACGAUAGCGAACACCAAACUCGAGACCAGGCUACCGAUUCUCCGAAACGAUAAAACCUACAACAUCCAUCUUUCGAACACACUCGUCAAGGGACGGUUCAGUACCCAACAGCAACGAUCAGUACAUUUAAACAUUUACGAAACUUUGACGCGUAUUAAGCGUGGAAAGGCUGCUAUUUGGAAGUGUGAUACUUACUAUUUCCUCAUCCGUCGUCUCGUAACUGGAUGGUACUUCUACACGAUGAACCUGCAGGACAAACCGGCGCUGAUGUUCUUCAGUUGCCCACAGUUGAUGGUGAAUCUUGUGCGAGAGUCUUACGGGUGCAACGCGAGUUCGAAAUACUUCCUCUCGAGCAUGAUACUACACUCGGUCGAGGAGGGUGACGUGACCAGGAUUGUGUGGAAGAUGAAGCGAAGCAUCGGUAUGAAACUGAUCUCUCCGAUGGAAGCCAUCCUGCACGGCAAUAUUUGCUUAGCACGCCCCACUCUAGAACGAUCGCUCGAAAUUGGUCUGAACGUUUUGGAGCGGGCAGGAAACGAUCGUCAGAAACCACGCUCCUGGGAUAAUAAGCUACUAAACGAAUGUUUCAAACGCACUCAAGAGCACUGGAAAGUGGCAGAGAAAAUGGCUGCCUUUAUGCGUGAUAAAACCGAUCCUCACUAUACCGUUGGAGGCUAUGAGCUAACGUGCCGUACAUCUCCACUAGGACAUCGUCAGCGCAAACAUUUUGAGGAGCUCGUUAACUACUUUCUCGCUUCCUGCACAGCUUUGCUGGUGGUUGGGCUGGACUGUUCCUUUCUGUUCUGGUCCAGAGAUGACUUUAUCUACUGGUUUAGUCCCUACCGGUACAGUGCUCUGCAGGAGAAACCUGAAAUUCUACAAAGUCGGGCCAGUUUCUUACACAUGACCAAUGCACUUGCCAAAGCAUCACAAUCGCUGUUUGACUAUCUGUUCGAGCUUGGCGUUUUCCCUGAUCAUACAAUCGAGUUAUUCCCGCUGCGUGUCGAUGGUAGCACUCCACAUGCUCCCAUACCUGACGAAGAUGAGGACUCGCUGGAAGAGGAAGAGCUUACCAUACCACCUGCCAGUGAUAGAGGUUGGACGAACUUCUACACACCGUCACUUCACACACCGUCCGAGUUGCGGUUGGCGAGACAGAUGCUGGAUAUGGUGUAUCGAACUGCCGAAGAUCGGUGUGACUAA